AGUGGCACGAAAAAUCAAAGAUUCCUAAAGAAAUUUCAAUUUACCCUGAAGAGGAAUAGACCAAAAAUGAAUUUGCAUAGACUGAAUAAACAGGAGCUCAAAAGAAAGAAAGAUAAUUUCCUGAACUAUGAUUUUGAAGAUCAGGGGGGAUAUGAAGAGCUGAGGAUGCAGACUACUGAAACAGGUAAUAUAGAGCAAAUCAGCGACUGCUUAGAUGUGAAUCAUCCCAUUGCAUCUAAAAGAAGAUUGAAAGCCUUCUUGGUGGUUCUCCUUAUCAUCAUUCUUAUCUGCGGGCUUACCACGAUUGGUGUAUUAUUUGGUCUUGAAACACGUAAACUGAAAGAAAUAGAUAUGAAGCAGUUAUCCCAACCCUUGAUUAAGGAUGAAUUUAUGAACAACCCUUGUAGAAGCAAAAGCAAAAAUCCGAAAUUAAUAGAUCAAGGGAAAAAAGAGUGGGGAAGCAGAGGGCGAAGUUUUUUGGUCAGUUUUCUACAAAACCACAACAAGGCAAACGAAACUAACCGUACUAUCAUCGUAUCAUCAGAGACCGACUUCGAUUUAAUAGUUUCACUGCCAGAGAAUCAAAGGUCUAAUUUGAUCUCAAUAUCUACUCUUAGAAGUAGAAAUGUCACCCUGAAGAAGCUAGAUGUACACCAUUCCCUGGUUCCAUCUUACAAUACCACUGAAUCUAAAGCUAUUAUUAUCAACACCUCCGUGAGGACAUCUGUGUUGUCCGUGACCAAACAUGAUGUAUCCUCAGAUACCACAACAGUUUUCCCCAUCGACAAGCUUUCAACAGACUACAUAAUAUCAACAGCAACACCUACAGAUAAAUUCUUUGGGAGUGGAAGUCAUUUUACUAUUGCCGCAAUGAAAGACAAUACGAUCGUAAGCAUAGUGUUUAAAGCUGAUCAUGACAUAGAUAUAGUGCUACAAGGGAAAUCUUAUGGGAGCGGGGAUACAUUUAACGUCAUAUUGAACAAGUAUCAAACAUUUCAAAUCGGACUUAAAGCAGACAUGACUGGUACAAUGAUUCGUUCUUCAAAUCCUGUCGCGGUCUUUGCGGGGAAUAGGUGUUUAGCUGUUGGGUAUCUUGGGUACUGCAGCAUGCUUAUGGAAAUGGUUCCCCCAGCUGAUAAACUCGAUUAUGUUUUUAUUGUACCACCAAACAUUCAUAGGUAUCAAUCGCAGGUACGCAUUUUAUCAGCUGUCAAAACCAAAAUAAAAUUUACUACAAAAGACAUGAAAACGACAGGACUCCUUCUGAAAGAUAGAUUUGCUGAUUUCAUCAUCCGUGAACAUGAAGUAGGUGUUGUGUAUUCCACCGAACCUAUAUUGGUUAACAGUAUUGCACUCGCUUCAACUAAGACUAAUAUAUACGGCGAUCCGUUCAUGGUAACCAUUCCCGGAAUAAAUCAGUAUCUCAACGAAUACAUCAAUGUUGUUCCUGAUGGGUUUACUUUUAAUUUCGCUACUUUCAUGAUAAGAAACGAUUCUCUGAGAAGUCUGCAAAUUAAUGGAACAAACAUGAACAUUUACAAGUGCCUUUUUCACUCUUCCGUCCUGGUUGGGACAGACCUUUACAGUGUUUGUACUGUAAGUGUUCCAUUUGGAGUAAUUGAUGUUAAAACUUCUGAUGGGUCUCGGUUUGGUUUCAUUGUUACAGGUCAACGCAAAAAUGACGGACAUGGUUAUGCAGGAAAUGCCUUAUUAACCGCCAGCUGUGGGACUUAACUAUCAAAACAGGGAAAUGUAAUCGAAAAAUAUCGAGGAGGAUCAUCUUUAAAGACUUAAAUGAAAAAAGUUCAGUCAGAAUUUUUAAAACUUAAAACGUCCUCUCAUUUUGUAGCUAUAUACCUACAAAAUGAGAGCACGUUUUAAGUUUUAAGUGUUGACAUCCCUGUCACAAAUAAGCAUUGGUUUUAAGUUUUGUAAUACACAGAGGUCAGAGAGAGGUCAGUUAUGGGCCAAUUUUCUCAUUUUUUUGCACAUUUUUCUCGAUUUUAAAGCUUAUUUUGCUUCGGAAAACAUAAAGCACAAGCAUGCCUACCUCCAAAUUUAUAAAUUUUACAC
Messenger RNA from Saccostrea cuccullata (small rock oyster), 2073 nucleotides. Its product is annotated as IgGFc-binding protein-like. The transcript is spliced from 6 exons. Bases 67 to 1734 code for a protein of 555 amino acids. Lineage: Eukaryota; Metazoa; Mollusca; Bivalvia; Ostreida; Ostreidae. The record is from RefSeq and is a predicted model, not a curated record.